AUGGGUCGCAUGGGUCUCAUGGGUCUCAUGGGUCUCAUGGGUCUCAUGGGCAAUGAAUGUGCAGUAAAGCAAAUGCACUCUGUGCGAAGCUAUAAGCGGGCCGGCGCUGGGCACAGGACUGUUUCUCGUGUCAAGCAACUUGGCGUACCUUACCGACUCUUUCGGAUAAACGCUGGAAAAUGGGAUGGACAACCUCAAAGUCUCCUCUUUGUCAAUCUGCUGCUUACUAGGGCCAUCUUUAUCAUGUCUUUACCUGUGCCUGCUUCCUCUCCGUCAUUCUUUCCUUUCUCGACCUCCAACGUUGCUGCCAAUGAUACCUUUAUCACCAAGAAUUUCCCCUUUGUCGACCAGCUCUGCCCCAUUACCCGCACCCAACCCAACUUCUCACUCUGCAUGCCUGGCCGCAAGAGACUCUACUGCCAACAAUCCGCGGAUCUAACAGCCCAUCUAUCAACUGAUCCAAGGUACAAGGCUACGGAAUGCUUCCGGAGAUGCAUGGUAAAAGGGUACGUAUUACAGCAAUAUCUCGCGAUGCUAUAUGUUUACACAGUGGCCUUGAUUAAUUGUCUUGGGCUAUCACCUCCAUGUUCAACAUCGCAGACUCUCACAGUCACCUGCCCAGAUCGAGCCCAAAAAAUGACGCUGCGGCAAAUCUCCUGUCGACAGCCACCGCCUGAAUAUGUUCAGAAGCCCAUAUGCUUAGCUCUUCGCGGAGUCCGCUCAGACAUCUUGUCGCAGGAAGCAGCCAGGAAUGUCAACAACCCGGGCAAAGUCCACCUCUACCAUGAGGUCUCCAACUAUAGCGUCAGUAUUGGCGUAAGUGUCCUGAGAAACCUCAAUUCCGCACACGGUGGCCAGCCUGCUUGGUACCCAGCAUUACACAAGUCCCAUUCGUCCUGGCUAGGGAUGGCGUCCCUGACAUGGUACAGAUUACUGGAUGACGUCGUGGCACCCAGCUUCUCGGAACUUCCACCCCCUUACCUCGCCCAAGCUGGCAACAACUUUUCCGGAACGCGGACGAAUCCUGCAAGGAGUCUUACACCACCUUGUUCGCAACCUCGCAUUACGUACCGCAGUAAAUGGGAGGAGAACUAUCUUGCGCCUUUACCGCGAAAGCAUUACUUGCUGGAGGCAGGACUUGACCAAAACACGACCUUUUCAAGACAGCUUCCAGUGGUCCAAUUCGUCAUGAGCUGUCAGAGACACACCAGCCGCAGUACUGGUUCUCUCUUGAAGAUAGUUCCGGAAUUCGAGCACACCGGGGCACGAUGCCUGCUUGUAUCCCAGCCUGCAAUGAGCACAUGGCUUUCGGAACCAAAGGACUGGAUCUUAUCUGCGGCCCCCUCACUCAUCGUCCGCCCUUUUGUUUCACUCUGGAACGAGAGCUCCCGUCGUGCGUACCACGAGAAACGAGAGUUCUCAGACGAACGACACCGCCGGACCAACGAGGCCUUGCAUCAAAGGUACCACUGGCAGCAUACCACUGGCAGCAUACCACUCCUUCACGGCCACGGCCAUAUCACGGCCAUGUAUUCGCGUGGCGCUAAUUGCCCUUUACCUCACAGAUACGGAUGCAAAUCCCUGGGCAUUAGAGACACCACUUGUGCCCAACACGUCCAAGAUGUGGUCCCAGGAGCCUGGGCACACCUAUACGGUACCAAGCAGCCAUUAAACCCCGCCUACAGCGGCAAACGGGUCUUGAUCCAUUUCCAGCGCAUGUUACCAACCUCCUUGAAACGGCAUCACAAGAAUCCGGCCGACGCGAUCCCUGGGUGUCGAGGUCCCAUGUCCAAGGGGUACGAAUCAUCCGAAGCCACGGUUCCAAUAGCCUGGGACCGAUCGGCACCAGCGCACAAAUACUCUCCAGAAGGGUUCCCUGCAAUCUUUGUCCCGCGAGGUCCCAGCCCGGAAAAGCGUGGAGGCGUUCGAGCCGCCUACCUGGGCUCACACCGAAUGGUUACAGUCACUGGUCAAUGA
Messenger RNA from Colletotrichum lupini, 1977 nucleotides. RefSeq lists its product as uncharacterized. Bases 1 to 1977 code for a protein of 658 amino acids. NCBI's taxonomy places the organism in Eukaryota, Fungi, Ascomycota, Sordariomycetes, Glomerellales, Glomerellaceae. The transcript has 15 exons. The record is from RefSeq and is a predicted model, not a curated record.